Molecule: messenger RNA, 1922 nt
Organism: Aureobasidium uvarum
Lineage: Eukaryota; Fungi; Ascomycota; Dothideomycetes; Dothideales; Saccotheciaceae
Source: the annotation of a GenBank genome assembly
CUAUGAGCGAAACCAGCAGGAGGGAGUUGUUGCGCAGUCCCAGCGCUUCUUCUCAAUCGACAGAUAUCACUGAGCCCUCGUCUCAGGGAGAACUCGACAUCAAGCUCGCAGGACCUAAAACAACAUUUCAGCGAUGGAGGCCAUCCUACCACCUCCAAGCAACAUCAGGUUGGAUGAAUGAUCCUUGCGCGCCUCAUUAUGACCCCGCCACCGGUCUAUACCACAUCUCGUACCAGUCCAGCCUAGACCUCAACAAUGCAGACUGGGGUGAAAUUGCAUGGCGGUCUGCUUCCUCGCCCGAUCUGGCCACAUGGACGCCUAAUCACUCCCUACCAUUGAGCCCUGACACAGUAUACGAUGGCAAGGGUGUUUUCACAGGCUGCAACGUGCCUACUCGAGACGAUUCAUUGACCUAUGUCUACACUUCCGUCAGCGAGCUUCCAAUUCACCACACUCUACCGCACGUUGUAGGAAGCGAGUCUCUGAGCAUGGCAAAAUCCUUCGACGGAGGUCGCACAUGGCAAAAGUUUGCAGGCAACCCCAUCCUGCCUAGCGAGCCAAGUGGUCUAGAGGUGACUGGCUGGCGGGAUCCUUUUGUCAGCGCAUGGCCUUCCAUGGCAAGAGCUCUUGGUGUGGACUCGGACAACACUCUUUUCGGAAUCAUCUCAGGAGGCAUUCGAGACGUCACACCCACAACAUUCCUGUACAGCAUUGAUCCAAACAACCUCACGAGUUGGCACUACAUCGGCCCUCUGGUGAACUUUGGUCUCAAUCUUCGCCCGUCAAAAUGGUCAGGCGAUCUAGGGAAGAAUUGGGAGGUCACAAACUUCCUCACUCUUCGAGAUAAUACGAAUCCGUCCGUGGUUCGUGACAUUCUCGUCAUGGGCACUGAAGGAUGUUUGCCGAGUGCAAUGCACGCUGUAGGAUCUUCUGACGACAAGACAGGCCCGACUCGUCCACACCGUGGUCAGCUCUGGAUGUCAGGCUCAAUUAAGAGCACGCGUGACUCCUCUGCAGCGGUUUCAAGUGCUGUCCAGAUGGAUUAUGGAUUUGGUGGGCACCUCGAUCACGGUUGUCUGUACGCCGCAAAUUCAUUCUUCGACACCAAGACUUCCAAGCACAUUGUCUGGGGCUGGAUCACAGAGGAAGACUUGUGUGAUGAACUCCGUCGUGAACAAGGUUGGAGCGGUCUACUCUCCUUGCCCCGAGAACUCAGUCUCCAGACGAUUGAGAAUGUUUUGUGCGCGAGAAACUCGAAUCUGGAGACAAUCACAUCAAUUGAGACUGAGCCCAAGCCGAAUGGUACUCAUACUGUACGGACUUUGGUAACAGAGCCAGUGACCUCAGUUGUCGAGCAGCUGCGAACCAAGGCAUCCGUGCGAAGAGCGAGACUCAGUCAGCCACUACCACGCAGAAAGUCCUAUGAUCUCGCCUUCACGUCGGAUGAUGUGCAAACAUUGGCAUGGGAGCUUGACUGUUCCUUCGCGGUAUCCGCAUCCUGUGAACAGAUUGGAAUACAGAUUNACUUUGCUCAAACGACUACGCUAUCUUUCUCACCAAGGACUGAAAAAUUUACCAUCGAACGUCCUUCUUUCUCCUCCGCUGCAUGCGAGGGUCUGAUCAACACAGCGCCCGAAGUCGCUCCCCAUACACUAUUCACCACCAACGACACGUCAAAAGACAGCCAGCCGGUCGAAGAGCUUCUACAUAUCCGGGUCUGGAGGGAUAAUUCAGCAUUGGAAGUCUUCGUCAGUGGCCGUACGGCGAUCUCGACGAGACUUUAUGCUGCCGAGAACACAGUGGGUAUACGGUUCUUUGCUGAUGACAACAUCGUGUUGGGCAACAGGAGCCAUUCACCUUCAGUUGGCCGACCCGGCAACUCACAAUUGAUGUUUGCGACGCUCUGGGAUGGGAUCGGAGUU